Molecule: messenger RNA, 4344 nt
Organism: Dunckerocampus dactyliophorus (ringed pipefish)
Lineage: Eukaryota; Metazoa; Chordata; Actinopteri; Syngnathiformes; Syngnathidae
Product: oocyte zinc finger protein XlCOF8.4-like
Exons: 3
Coding region: 151-1668 (505 amino acids)
Biological process (GO): regulation of transcription by RNA polymerase II
Cellular component (GO): nucleus
Molecular function (GO): DNA-binding transcription activator activity, RNA polymerase II-specific; RNA polymerase II cis-regulatory region sequence-specific DNA binding
Source: RefSeq, a predicted model, not a curated record
GAACAAAAGGCGGAAGUUAACGCAGCAGUCAGACGACACGAAGCAAACGGCGAAGGCCCCAAAGUAAUCUCAUUGAAAAACAUUAAAAUCCGUGAAGGGGUUUGAUCAAGAAGAGACAAAUUGCGACUUUCUGAGUUUUUUGAAAGAACGAUGGCGUCGGGCGAGGAGGAAGUUUCUCGAACACGAGAGGAGAGCGAGCGACAACCGGAGGUUUGCACAACUUACAUUGUGCUCCAUAACCAAGACGUCCGGCCACUGUUUGGUCAUCAAGAAGGACGUCCCCCUCAGCCGCUGAAGGGGAGCUCCACUUUAAAGCAGGAGGAUCCACAGCCCCACCACAUUAAAGAAGAGGAGGAGGAACUCCGGAUCACUCAUGAGUGUCUUCAAGGGUGGGAGGAGGCUAAUCUCGGCAAGUUGCCACUGACCGGUGUCUCUGUGAAGACCGAAGACCAUGAAGACAAACCACGUGAGCCCUCACAGCUUCAUCACAGUCCACAUGUCCAGCAGAUGAUGGAUCACCAAGAAGAACAUCUCCGUCAGCCGCAGUGGGGGAUCUCCACUUUGAAGCAGGAGUAUCCACAGCCCCCCCGCAUUAAAGAGGAAGAGGAGGAACUCUGGAUCACUCUGGAUGGAGACUAUCUUCUCGGGAAGGAGGAGGCUGAUGUCAGCAAGUUGCCACUGACUGGUGUCUCUGUGAAGACUGAAUACAAUGAAGAUAAACCACCUGUGUCCUCACAUCUUCAUUGCAUUUCAAAUGAGGAGAACGGAGGGACGGAGCCUCCGAGCAGCAGCUCUCCACAACACAUGACAACAGAAGCCGCUGGAGACCACCGUGGAGGAUCACAAGCAGACAUCUUAGCUCCACGAUCAGAUAGUGAUGACACAACAUCACAUUCUCCUGAGGAUGAAGACGGGGACGACACCCAAGAACCUUUGAGCAGCGAUCCAGACUGGGAAGGUGAUAUGGGCACUCACACUGACAGCAAACGCUCUGAAAAGAAGACUGGUAAAAAACGUUUCACUUGCUCUGUCUGUGCUAAAAGCUUUAUUUAUAGGAGCUAUUUGACGCAACACAUGAGAACACACACAGGAGAAAAACCCUUUAGUUGCACAUACUGUGAUAAAAGCUUUGCUAAAAAAGCAGUUAUGGUAAUUCAUAUGAGAACACACACAGGAGAAAAACCUUUUAGUUGCUCAUUCUGUGGUAGAAGCUUUGCUCAAAAAGUAGAUAUGGUAAAUCACAUGAGAGUACACACAGGAGAAAGACCUUUCAGUUGCACAGUCUGUGGCGAUGCAUUUUCUCGAGUCACAACUCUAAACAUUCAUAUGAGAAGCCACACAGGGGAAAAACCUUUUAUUUGCUCAUGUUGCGAUAAAAGCUUUACUCAAAAGGCAAACAUGCGGUCACACAUGAGAACACACUCAGAAGAAAAGGGAACACACGCAGUAGAAACCUAUUAUAGUUGUUCAGACUGUGGUAAAAUCUUUGCCAAAAAAGUACAUUUAAUAUCCCAUAUGAGGACACACACAGAAGACAAACCCAUUAGCUGCUCAGUAUGUGGCCACACGUUUGCUCUGACUUCCUCUUUGUAUAGACACAUGAGAACACACCGCAUGUCCUCUGUGAAUCAUGGUGAGCGGUCCAGGGUGUCGUCUUAUAUCGACUGAUAUGCACCAUUUAUAACGGACGUGAAUUUAGAACAAUUAGAAUGGAAUAGAAUAGGCUUUAUUGUAUUUACAGUAUGACACAACAAAACUGUGGGGGUAUUCCUCCACGGCAGUGCACACUUAUAAAAUACAUGAGGAAAUGCAAGGGGAAAAAGUACACAUAUUUAAAUAGACCUACAAAUGUGAAUGUGAAGCUAGUGUUUUGUUGUAGAAGGGAUCAUAUUUAGGGGUGUGUGGUUGUGUGUUUGCAGUCCUUAUGGCCCAGGGGAAGAAACUUGACCUGUGGCUUAUACAGUGUUCCCUCGCUUAUUGCGGGGGAUAUAUUCCCAAAAUAGCCCACAAUUAAGUGAAAUCUGCAAGGUAGCCAACUGUGUUUUUUUUUCACAAUUAUUAUGUUUUAAGUCUGUAAAACCCCUCACCAUACACUUUACACACUUUUCUCAGACAGGCAUUAACAUCUUCUCACAUUUUUGUCUUGUUUAAAGACUAUCAAAAAAGUUCAAACUUUUGUUGAACCUGAAUGGUCAACCUACAAGGUUGGACACAAGAAAUUAGGAAGUGAAUCACACGUAUUUCACUCCUCUGACUGUGCCUCUUCGUCCUGGCGCCGGUCCAGUGUACCGUUGCGUUGUAUUUUCCUCCUCCUCCUCCUCCUUGUCCUCCUUGAACCAAAGAAUAAUUUAUUACGUAAUGGCGCCCUACAGCCGCAACUUCUACCUUCCUUCAGCAUGUCCAGAAGUCCAACUUUUUGUACGAUGAUUGAGUUCCUCUGCCUUUUGGGUGCAGAACGUUUGGUCGACGUUGUGGGUUUUGUUGGCGAGAAAACGUGCAAACAUACAGAGUUGAGAGUCACUGCAAGCUGUUUGCUAGCGAUCACACAACAGGAAACACGGCAGUGCGGCACGAAUGAGAUUGAUUGACAGUGGUGUGAAUCAGGAAACAGGAGAGAAUGAGCGAUGCAGACACGAGAGAGAGACAGCCACAGAAUGACAACACUCAAUUUCCCGCAAUGCAAUUCUUCUUAAAGGGCCAGGCUCGGCCUGAAACAGCGUUCAUACCCUGUAAAAUAAUAAACAGCGAGGGUGAACCACGAUGGAGCGAGGGAACACUACUGCUAAAGUGGCUCAACAAAUGUGGGCUUAGAGUUCAUGAUGCAGCUCAACAAUACCUAAAUUCUCCAAACAAACUUAAACGGUACCGUGACGGUGGUUCCCAACUUACUUAGUCAAGUCUGGUUCUCGUCUUUGUGCUCAGUGCGCGGUCACAUCAAAGGGGGUGUUUGACGUCAUAUUAUUCUACUUCCACACAAAAAUGGGGCGAUCCCGGCGGGUGUAUUUUCCGCAAAAUGAGCAAGUAAUUAUUCCGGAGCGUUAGGAGGAGUUGGAAAAGCAACACUGUCGCCGAGGGAGCGAGGGAGGAUAACUGUCUUUGUUUCACUUUUGAAUGAUGGCUAUAUUUUCCUACUUUACAGAUCUCAAUUACACCAUGAGUGUUUUUUUUGCUUUUUUUAUUGAAAGCGAGGCGACCCUAGUGAGGACAGAAGCGGCACAAAAGACGGAUGAAUGGAUGAAAGCGAGGCUGAGCGUGUGGAUGCGUAUGGUUUCAUUUAUUUCCAGCAUGCAUCAGUUUACAUUGAAAUGCUUCAUUCGCAAUUCCACAAAAAGGAGUAGGAAGAAGCAGAGCUUAUGUAAUCCUACGCCCUCUCCGUUUCACAUCAAUUGCAAUACAUUUGUUCACGUCCUGUAUUCAACAUGCACUAAUUCACUAUUUACAUUAUUCUUCCAUACACUACAAGCAUUUUUUUAAACAAAAAAACAAAACAAGAAAGUUCUUCCUUCGUAGUCUGGGUAUUUUCCACUUCCAGGUCUUCCUGUCCUGCCAUCUUUCGUGUUGUACUGUGAAUGUCAUUGAAUGUAAAUGCAUGGGUUCCUAAUUCCAGCCUUGUCAGAUGCUCAUUCAUGCAGACGUUUGUACCUUUCAGCUCCUUUCUCUGUUUCAGCAGUGCAGUCUGGAAUUCCCUAUUGGUGAAUUUAACCAUGAUGAUGGGUGUGGUGGCGUUUCUGCCAUACAGUGGGAUCGAUGGUGUCGAUAUCUGCAGUACAUCCACCUCUUUUGAUUGUAGGAAAUUGGCAAUGUAUUGCUUUGUUGAAGGAACGUCCGUUUCAUCUCGCUCUCCUCUGUUCUGGAUGUCCUGGCUGUUGACCUGGGGGUAAUUCAGAGCCCUUUGCUUCGUUCCCUUCCUCAAGAGUGGUGCGCAAGGCAGCGUUAUCUUCCAAUUGUGCCUUGAGAUCAUCCUGUAAAACCUUUAUAUCAUUGCAUAGUGCUCUAUUUUCCUCCAGGCUAUAAAUGUUGAGUUUUUUUUUUUUUACUGUGUCAGGAUAAACACGGGAAUCAACUGUCUAUACAAUGACUAUACAAUUGGGCUUACACUGCCCUAUAUGUAAAACACUGAUCCCUUUAUUCAUGGCCAUAUCAAGGUGAAAUCAUUCUACUCCCUAUCUGUGACAAAUAAGUACCGGUACUAGGUUGACUGAGUUGCAUCAGUGUGCUCAUGACACAUUCUGUACCACGUGGUGCCCACUAGGUGGCAGUGUUGACAUGUUUUGUGGCGAGAUUUCCCAUUGUAAUUCCCAAAUUUUUCUUCUUUGUUGGAAUAAAGUGUCUUAUCCCAUUUGA